Molecule: messenger RNA, 1573 nt
Organism: Nematostella vectensis (starlet sea anemone)
Lineage: Eukaryota; Metazoa; Cnidaria; Anthozoa; Actiniaria; Edwardsiidae
Product: 1-acyl-sn-glycerol-3-phosphate acyltransferase epsilon
Exons: 11
Coding region: 137-1243 (368 amino acids)
Cellular component (GO): endomembrane system
Molecular function (GO): acyltransferase activity
Source: RefSeq, a predicted model, not a curated record
GAAAAUUAGCACCCACCAACCACUCCACCAAGUCGUAUCACUUCUGUUUCGUGCUCAUAGUCUUGGCCCAUGUUUGGUGUUUUGUAGUCUUUUUUGUAAUCUAAGUCUGUUGCCCAUCACAGGGUGGUCCUCUGUCAUGUUUUCUUUGUUAUUUUAUCUGCACUCUCUUCGUUUCGUCGUCCCUGCCGGCAUAAUGAUCGGAGUUGCGCCUCAGUAUUUGUCCAUGUGGAUGGCAUGGCGCUUACUGUCGGCACCUUUGCCUCGUCGUGUAUACGAGCGUGGAGAUGAAUGCAUGUACGACAUGUAUCAAUCUCUGAUAUGCUUUUUCUUUGAGACGUACACGGGAGCAGAGGUGAUUCUUUAUGGUGAUCAAAUACCCUGGGAUAAAAAAGAGAAUGUUGUAUUCCUAUGCAAUCAUCAGAGUACAGUUGACUGGCUUGUUGCAGACCUUCUAGCAAUUCGACAGGGAUCUUUAGGCCGAAUUAGAUAUAUCUUGAAAGAUGGGCUGAAAUUCUUGCCACUGUAUGGUUUCUACUUUGGUCAGCAUGGUGGCAUUUAUGUGCGACGCAGUGGACCUCGUGACCAUUAUCAUAUUAUCAGAAAGCUUGACCAACUUAAGAAAAAUAACACCCCAAUGUGGCUGGUGAUAUUUCCUGAAGGCACAAGGUAUAACAUUGAUAGACCAGAAAGCAUAGAAAAGAGCAAGGCAUUUGCAGAGGGAGAAGGUCUACCUGUACUGCAACAUGUCCUUACUCCAAGAACCAAAGCAACAGAAGCUAGCCUAGAGGCUGUUGGAGAUUAUAUAGAUGCUGUAUAUGACGUGACGAUAGCUUACAAAGGAGUGACAGAAAACCCUUUACCACGCACUGCUGCUAAAGGAAUGCCUGACUUUUUAGCAUCAUGGGGCCAACAGGUUCACAUUUACUGCCACAGAUACACUCCUGAACAAAUCCCCAAGAAUGAGGAAGACAGGAGAACGUGGGUGCACAAAUGCUUUGUUGAAAAAGAUCAGAUUCUUUCACGGUUUUAUAAUGAACUAGGAGGGGGUAAAUUUCCGGGUGUUCCUAGACAGCGACGGUUGUCAUGGUUGCGAACCACACCCUACCUGGCGUUUUGGUUGGCAACACUUGCUCCAUUCAUAUUCACAAAGUUGGGGCGAGCAGCUUACUGGAAGAUGUGGCUGGUCACUGGUUUUGGUUCUGUUACAUACAUGGCUUUGUUGUUCGACAAGUUGCAAGCGUAGCUGGUAUGGCAUAUAAUCUGCUCAUUGAACUUUUUGCAUUUUGGAACUUGCUUAAUGUAGAGAGAUGAAAAGUGCAACCUUGAUCAGGUGUCUUUUAAAAAAGGUGUAUGAAAAAAUCAUCAAAAACGUUAUUUCUUAACAAAGACUCGCCAAGUCUUAUCUACAGUAUGUAUAAUAUAUUUUACCCCCACCUCACAGAAAACUCUGUAUUCAAGAGCGGGAAAUAUGAUUUAAAGCAAUAUUUAUCCUAGGUCUUUUUGAUAUAUAUUUUUUAACCUAGGGCUACUUUAAGUUAUAAACAAUAGGUUAAAUAAAAAUAACUCUAACCUC